AUGUCCGUGCCCUCAUAUCCUCCCAUGGCCAAUCUUGACCGGGGUGGCCUCCAACCACCCCCGCCAGGCCAUCGGCGCUCUCGCGGCGGCUAUGUUCCACAUGGCCAGAAGCCGCUCUCGAUGACCCAUCCAGGGUCCCUUGCCCCUUCGUCUAGCAACUUAUCGGCCCAUUCAAACUUGCAACACCAUGCGAGCGACUCUGUCGUAGAGCCGACAACCCAUUCGCUUGUCAGACAUGCUCGUCAUUACUCGGAAGGACCCUCGGGCUCAUCAAAUAUUUCGAACGAUGUAUCUGCGCGGGCCGAUAGCUGUGAUAUGGUCAAUGGAAAUGGCAGUCCAUCGCCGGGGUUUUCGUUGGGUGCUUCGACCGCUACAAUGCGCGGGGAUAGGCGUUUCAUGUCUGAGAGUUCAGAACAAUCAGCCACUCUCUUGAGCAAGCUUUUUGCGAGUGAAAUCUUUGCCGGUAUACUAGUCUCGGUUCCAUACCUGAUAUUUUCAGCGUUCAUGGCUACAUAUUACUCAACCCACGACUCCGGAGGAGAGUUCCGCGACGAGUCUGUAGAAUCUGGCCAGGCACCCCCUCUUUCUCCAAAGAGGAGAGAGUUUCUCAGCACUUGUGCAUUGACCUCGAUAACGAUGCUGAUAAUGGGCCUCCAUACUGAGCUGCGAAUGAAAAACCAGUUGCGUCUCCUGAGUGACCCUACAGCCAAAGCGAAAUCAGCUGGUGGGACUAUACCGACCGUCCGGCAUACUAUCCUUAUGACGAUAUCCAUAGGCCUGCCAUUUUAUGCUUCUCUGCUUCUUGAUCAUGGCAGGGUCGUUAUCGUCAUGCUACUCUUGCUAGUCUCCAGAUUGGCCCCAAUUAUUCAGCUUGAUCAUGACAGCUAUGAGCAGAAACAAUCCCGAUUCCAUUUAACACAACGCAAAGGGACAACUUGUUUCCUGCUUGGAAUGAUGGUUCUCGACACCGCGGGAUUCACAACAUCCAUUGACUGGCGGCUGGUUCUCAGAGGAUAUCUUGCACUUUUGCUCUCAGUAUUUAUUAUCCAGCCUCCUUUUGCAAAACCACAAAAUCGUCCUUCAAUAGUUCAUUCCAAGGGGCCAACUUACGAGCCCGCGGUUUCUGAUUCUGCCCCUCCAGUCCAAAGUAGCCUAUUGCCGGAAUCAAGAGCCGCCGCUGCAGGCUCCAAUCUAUAUUUCCGAGUUGGCAGCAUUUUAGCAGUUUCCUGCUUCCUCAUUGGUUAUGUAACUGGCGGUAUCCAUAUCACCCUAGCGGCCUUAGUGAUUACAUUGAUAACUGCGUUGCUCUCAGCUAUAUCCUUUCUAUAUAUCGAGCGGUCAACAUUCCAAAGUAAACAUCAACUAGCCUUUAUUGCAGGAUCCGGUUCCACUAUUAUGGUUAACGCUGUUAUAUCCCACAUGGAAGUUUUAGAAAUUGCACUAGCAUGCUCUUUCAUUGUUGUUGGCUAUAUUUUAGUUCACCUAGAUCUUAGGGCAGCACAACAAGAUGUCCAUGGCCAUUCUCAUGCUGUGCACGGACAUGGACAUCAUGGGCAUCACCAUGCUGACCACCACAAAAGUGAGACCGGUCCGACUCGAGUAACCAGAUGGCUUUUGAAGUCGUUUGACCAUUGGCCUUUCAUAUAUGGGAUCCUUAAAGAAAAAGACUCGCGGAGAAUAUUCUAUUUCAUGUGCCUUAAUUUUGGAUUCAUGCUUGUUCAACUAUCUUAUGGAAUCUUAACCGGCUCGCUGGGCUUGCUUAGCGAUAGCAUUCACAUGUUAUUUGACUGUUUCGCACUCGCAGUAGGCCUUUCUGCCGCUGUGAUGAGUAAAUGGCCGCCAAGUGUAAGAUUUCCAUACGGAUACGGGAAGGUAGAUACGUUGGCUGGCUUUGCCAAUGGCGUGUUUCUCAUGAUUAUUAGUAUUGAGAUUGUCUAUGAGGCCGUCGAAAGGCUCAUGUCUGGAAGCGAGGUCCAGAGGAUAGGGGAGCUUCUUUUCGUCGGCGCUGCUGGGCUGGCAGUCAACAUGGUGGGAAUAAUGGCGUUUGACCACGGCCACCACCAUGGACACUCUCACUCCCACGGUGGCCAUGACCACGGCCAUUCACACUCAAACGAAAACAUGCAUGGGAUUUUCCUCCACAUCUUAGCCGAUACCCUUGGGUCCGUUGCAGUGGUUCUGUCGACAAUCCUCGUGCAUUUUUACAAGUGGUCUGGAUUCGACCCAAUUGCCUCAUGUCUAAUAGCCAUUCUCAUUUUUGUCUCUGCCAUACCACUGGUGGCUAGCACGUCGAAAACCUUACUGCUCGCCCUCCCCGCGGAUGUUGAAUACGGGCUACGCGAUGCCUUAGCUGGUGUCAGCACCCUGCGUGGCGUGGUUGGAUAUUCCGUUCCGAAAUUCUGGUUAGACGAUACCGUUCACGAUCAUCAGCAUAAACAUGACCACCACGGCCACCAUCACGGCCACCAUCAUGGCCACGACCAUAGCCAUCAUUCCCAUACCCAUCCCCACGAUGACAACCACUGUAAUGGCGACAAGCAUUCCCACGAACACGCCCACGGGCAUGGCGGGUCCGGCCAACGAAUACUGGGAGUGAUGCAUGUGAUUGCGUCUCGCGGGGCGGAUAUGGAGGACGUCCGGCGUCGGACGAUCAGCUACCUAAGCGAACAGGGCAUAAAUAUCCUAGUUCAGGUAGAGCGCGAGGGCGAGAACCGGUGUUGGUGUGGCACUGGGAAUAUGCCGAUGAAUUGA
Messenger RNA from Blastomyces dermatitidis ER-3, 2751 nucleotides. RefSeq names its product cation efflux protein/zinc transporter. The record is from RefSeq and is a predicted model, not a curated record. Gene Ontology annotation, molecular function: zinc ion transmembrane transporter activity. The coding region runs from base 1 to 2751 and encodes 916 amino acids. The transcript has 4 exons. NCBI's taxonomy places the organism in Eukaryota, Fungi, Ascomycota, Eurotiomycetes, Onygenales, Ajellomycetaceae. Gene Ontology annotation, biological process: transmembrane transport; zinc ion transport; intracellular zinc ion homeostasis. Gene Ontology annotation, cellular component: Golgi apparatus; membrane.